Molecule: messenger RNA, 3061 nt
Organism: Acipenser ruthenus (sterlet)
Lineage: Eukaryota; Metazoa; Chordata; Actinopteri; Acipenseriformes; Acipenseridae
Product: myeloid-associated differentiation marker-like protein 2
Exons: 1
Coding region: 19-921 (300 amino acids)
Cellular component (GO): membrane
Source: RefSeq, a predicted model, not a curated record
AGCCUCUCAGCGUCAAGCAUGGAUUCUCAAGGACCCUAUCUGAACCUGAAUGCCGUGGCCUCCCCGGUGGGCGUGGCCCGGGUGUGGCAGAUCGUUUUCAGCUGCGUCACCGUGAGCCUGGUGGCACACCAGGCGGGCUUCAACGCAGCCUACGGGACCUUCUGUAUGUUCGUGUGGUGCCUCUGCCUCACCACAACGGCCUGCGUGGUCGCGCUGGAGUUCACAAGGCUGCACACCUGCCUCCGGCUCUCCUGGGACAACUUCACCAUCACCUUCGCCAUGCUGGCCACGCUCAUGUGCGUCACGGCCUCCGUGGUCUACCCCGUCUACUUCCUGCAGGCGCAGUGCCCUCACGAGGGCUGCGAGGUCCGCAACUACCGCAUUGCCGUCACCGUCUUCUCCUGUCUGGCCUCCGUGGCAUACCUUGCUGAAGUCAUCGUCGCCAGGGCCAAGCCUGGCCACGUGUCGGGCUACAUGGCCACGGCGUCGGGCCUCCUCAAGAUCGUCCAGACCUUCAUGGCCUGCAUCAUCUUUGGGGCGCUCGUCAACGAGAGCCAGUACAGCCGCCACGUGGCCACCCAGUAUUGUGUGGCGGUCUACAGCUUCUGCUUCGCCGUCACGGUGAUUGUGGUCCUGCUGAUGGUCUCGGGGAAGACGCCUCUGCUGAGGUGCCCCUUCGACCGCUUUGUGGUGGUCUACACCUUCGUGGCUGUGCUGAUGUAUGUGAGCGUGGCUGUGAUCUGGCCCGUGUUCUGCUUCGACAAGAAGUACGGCAGCCCAGAGCGGCCCUACUACUGCACCCGGGGCAAGUGUCCCUGGGAGAGCCAGCUAGUGGUGACCAUCUUCACCUACAUCAACCUGAUCCUGUACAUCGCUGACCUGGCCUACUCACAGAGGAUUCGCUUCAUCACCGAGCCUUAAGACUGCUGCUCACCUAGGACACCUCCAGCAGUCUGGAAACACAGCUCUGCUUUGAUACAAACAGAAAUAGAGACUCGCUUCUUAUCUGUGCCUGUGCUGCUAAAUUUGUCAAAUACAUUGCAGUUUGACAGCAAAGCCAAACUUCCCAGUAAUAACCCUAUGUUAUAUAGAUGUUUGCUUGUUGUUUUAUGCAAUGAUCGUAUUUUAUUUCUACUAUUUCCCAAGGACAUUGCAAUACCUGUGGGCUUUGUGCUUUUCAAUUUAGAUAUUUUAUUAACAUUUGUUGUCAGAGAUCUUGCUCACUGUUCUUUUACCAGGGAAAAUAGCAUAUUCACAUGGAAAGCAGCUUCAAAACGGGUGUACUGAUUUGAUGAAUGGGUUAGCAUUGCAGAGCCUCACGUGUAGAAAUGUGACAUUGAUCAGUUUGUGUGUGUGUGAGCGUGUUCUGCAGAAGUGACCUUGCUGUGUAUACUGUAUGCGUUUAAAGAAUGCACCUUCAACAGCACAGUCCCCUCACAGGCUAUGCUGGGGUGCUGGUAACUGGAGUUUACUGCCUGGGUAUGUUAGCCUAAGUGGGAUUUUAACUGGAAAAUUCUGAGCUGCGUACAGCAGGCAUAAAACACUGCAAGCUGUACAGGCUGAUUAAAAUACGCUGGCUAUGUGUGUGACAGUGCUGGGACAAAUAUUUAAAAAUUCAAACAAAAACUUGAUCAUUUGUUCAUGUAACAAAAGGAAACCAAUGCACAGCUGCAGUCUGGUAUGAAUGACACACACUUUACUGCACAGAAGAGUGCCGCUUCUCUCCUUUCAUUAAUAGGUCAUUGGCAAAGGUUUAUUUUGCUCCUGAGAGAUUUUUAUUAUUGCAAGAUCAAGUAAUGGAGAAAAACACGUGUUAAUAUGACAAAGGUAGAACCAAACAAAUGUCUGGGAAAAUGUUCUAAUGAAGAUUCCUACUUUAUCCACUGUUCCUUGAUUCUAGUAUUGCGGAUUCUGCUGAUCGGUAUAUUAGCUUCUUACCUGUCUUACUAAAACCAUAUUGAUACAACUUGACCCUGCUGUAGCUGUUGGCUGGUUUGACUGCUGCAAAGAAGGCUGCUUGUCUGUUUAUGAAUGUGUGUAUGUGUAUAUGUUUUAAAGAAUUAAAGAAAAAAGACGUCAGAUUCCUGGUCCUAUUUUGCUUUGUACACAUGGGAAUACAAAUUAAUAUCAUCUCUAUUUACAAUGUUUUAACUUGAUUUGUUUAAAGUAAAGUUUAAAGUUUUAAAUAAGUUCUAAUAGCGACACAUUGGCGUAACAAACCAACAUGAGGGGCAGCCAAUUUAGACAAGAGAACGUGCUGGAUUUUGUAGAUGUUUAAUAAAACAAUCAUUCAACCCUUGUACGAACAGAUCUCAAAUAUACCUCCUCUCUCACAUUACACUGGAUACAGGACAGCAAGUUAAUGUGAAGCAGGUGUACAGGCAAAUCUAAAGCACUGAUAAGGUUGUGGCACAUCGGUAUAUAAAAUCGAACAUUUAUUAACAAUGAACUUUAAUAUCCAAAAUACCAAAACAUACACUGUGUUCUGCAUGAUCCUUGAUGGUUGAGUCUGCUUGGAUCAGGGCUGGCCAAAGUUGGUACUUCCACUUCUGGUCUUUGUUCCAACCCUGUUCUUAGUUGUUUAAAUAAACCAAUUAAACCUGCAUCCAGACCCUGAAGGAGUUAAUUAUAUCACCUGUUACCUGUUAAACCUGGAGUGGAAUCCCAUGGACCUCCAUGACGAUUGUAUCCUCGCUCCAGUCCUUAAUGAACGUCUGUAUGUUGAAAUUCAACCUUCACGUCACAAAACUGAGAAACAAUUUGUUCCUGUCAAAGACUUACAAUUAUAUCCCGCAUGUCACUGUAGUUGUUUGAUUCAAGUUUUGUCCCGAUAUCAAAUCGUACUGUGUUUUGUAUUUGCUCUUGGACUGAAGUCAUUGUAUUUUGUAUCUUGCUCUUAAUUGUACUGUAAUUCUUGAUGUGUACUUUUUGUAUACAACUGUAAGUCGCCCUGGGUAAGGGCGUCUGCUAAGAAAUAAAUAAAUAAAUAAAUAAAUAAAUAAAUAAAUAAUAAUAAUAACAAUUGAUGAACACAUGCAUGGAAUACCGACAGUUUAUUAAC